AGGUCCUGCUUUCAGCUGGAGUCUGAUAGCCCACAGUUGAAGAACAAUUUGCAAACGUCCUGUCAGCUGUUGCUAACUGUAGAUCAUUGAAAUUAUUUUUAGAAGAGAUUAUACUGGGAAUCAUGAACAUCAAUGACUUUGUAAUACUCCCAGGCUCAAAAACUGGAACCUCUGUGAGAUUAAAAGCAAAAACUGUCAGAGAAUUGCAGUUGGAGAAAGUGCGGUUAGAAACAGAAAAGAAAGAGAUGGAGAAGAAGUUGCAGCAACUACAGUCAAACAUGAGCAGAGAAAAAGAAGAGAGAAGGACAUCAAGUGCUUAUCGUUGGAAAUCUGGACGGGCAGGACCAAUGACCAUCCAAGCCCGAGUUUUGUCACAAAGCAAGAAAAACAAUGAAAAGAUUUCUUCAGGAAAAGUGAAGUUGCAAAUACUCAAAGACCAGAUUCAAGAGCCAGUGAAAGAACCAUUUAAGCAUGAAAUGGCAAAUACUGUAGCUCAUAAAGAAUCUGAAGUGAAGGGGUCAGCGUGUGGACGAGGUGAAGUUAAGAGUGAGCUGCUGACAGAAGCUGAUAUACGUGUUGGAAAAUUGGAAGCCGUUGAUCACAUCAGGGAGGAACUGUCCACAGAAUCAACGUGUACAGGCCUUGAAAAUCAGGACAAAGGAUUAUUGCUAAAUGGUACAUUUAAUGAGGAGGAAUCUGCAAAGUCUUUUCAGGAAGCUUUACUUCAAUGGAGAAAAGGUAGUCGUGAUCACAAAGAACAACUGCGUGCCAGUGAAGUCCUGCCAGAAUCGGUGGGAAUUUGUGAGGUACAGACCAAUUUUACUGUGAUGAAGGAACCUGUCCACAUUGAAUUCAAGAAGGACGGCAUGAGCUACAUGGAGAAACUCUUGCUUAAGAAAUACAGAAGAACUCCUGUUGAUCAAAUUUCUGGUAGUUGCGUUAAAGAUUCAAGGCCUGUACAGACACUGAGUGAACAUCAGGCUGUGACUGCAGAAGAGGAAGAAGGAGAUGAUGAUGUCGAUGACUUAACAGUUGAAGAGGUGAAGAGAUAUUGGACAUCUGUUUUUAGAGAACAAGUACCCAACACUGUUUCUGAAAGUGCAGAGUCAUCUUUGAAAAUUGAGUUCCUUGAUGAUUCUUAUGGCAAGGACUUGGAAGAAUCAUCUGACUUUUUGUUGAUGGAAGCUAGGGCUACGGGAAGGAAUAAGCAAGGAAAAGCUGAACCUCUGAAGCAGUAUGAAAGAAAUCCUGUUUAUUCUAAAGAAGUUUCUCAAGAAAAAAUGGUUGACUGCAGUCGUCUUGAAAGAAAUGCAGUGCAAAAGGAGAGUAUUGAACUAAAGGCUAUGAGAAGGUCACUUAGCUCCUGUGAACUACCUGAGAAGUUCUCUAGCCCUACUGAACUAAUAAGCAACAAAUAUCUCAUUGAUACACAAUUGCAGAAAAGCAAUAAAGAUUCACAAGAGCCGGAUGGUGUCUGCAAUAGUCCAAGUUUGGUUUUGCCUGUAAUUACGAAGUCUUCAUUGGAUGUAGCCAAAAGACAGAAAUUUCUUUCUACGCAGUAUUGGGGACUUGAAGGUUUCUUUGUAGGUGCAAACUGUAAAGGAGUAACGCUUGAAGCACAUUCUCCACUCUGUGCUGACUCUGGCCCUAUGGGGAGUAGCAUUCUGUUUCCAGGAGAUGGAAACUGGGUUACUGAAAGGAGCUUGAGUGAAUACGCUGAUGACUCUGUAGUUCAAGGUGUCCUGGAGAGCCAAUUGAACAGACUUCCAGGUGGUUUGGAGACUCCAAAUAAAACUUCUCCUCUGGUAGCAGGGAGGUCGUGCUUAGGGAAUGAUUCUAGAAGACCUUGGUCAACAAAUGUGCUACAUGGUAAAUUAUCUGGAAAUUGUCCAACAAACACUCAGCCAAGACCCAAGAGUUCACCUGUGUGUUCGUUGAGAGUUAAUACUGAGAUACCAGAAAACAAGUGCGUUGAUAUAACUAAACAGGACGAGGAUCUUUGGGAGUAUAUUGCUGACCAAGAAGCCCUACUUACUCUGGAAAAAGAAUUACUAAGUUAUGCAGGUCCUGAAAAACAUUACAGCUUAACUUCUGAAGAUGUAACCUCCCCCAGCAGACACUCAGAGAAGAUGUAUAGAAAUCCUACAGAUUUCCAUCAAAACCUGGAGCUAAAAGAUGAAAGCAGAGUUGAUACUCUCAGGGACUGGGAUGAAAGCCAGGUGGAUCAUGAGGAAGAAAUUCUGGAGGAUAAGCAACAAGUUCUUGCAUUACAGUGAACAUGCAGAGAACUUAAUGCAAUUUCUGUCUUUACGUGUCAUACAAAACCAAGAAGCAGAUGAAGAGGGGUCUUAAGUGCUGCUCAAGAUAUUAU
Messenger RNA from Calidris pugnax (ruff), 2371 nucleotides. RefSeq names its product zinc finger, B-box domain containing (gene ZBBX). Gene Ontology annotation, cellular component: motile cilium. NCBI's taxonomy places the organism in Eukaryota, Metazoa, Chordata, Aves, Charadriiformes, Scolopacidae. Gene Ontology annotation, biological process: cilium movement. The coding region runs from base 123 to 2276 and encodes 717 amino acids. The record is from RefSeq and is a predicted model, not a curated record. The transcript has 19 exons.